AAAAGAAAAGAAGCCAUAUCCAUUCUCAUCCAGAUGGCCGCUAUUAGCCCGUGAACAGGUGUACGGAGUACGGAGUAGACCAGGGGAAAACCCGCGACAUUCUAGCCUCUACUUUCUGUGGCCAACCAUGUGGCCGAUGGUACAAUCCGAUUACCCUGGUCCUGUGGCGUGCUCCGAAAUUAAAUAGUACCAAGGCACAUGUGUUCCGUCUUCAACCUGGUCGGUAGUUAGUCGUCGCCCUUUAUCUGGAAGUUAAGAUAUCCUUGUCGGAGGGGUGGACAGUCGCUGUACAACCCCCUCCUCCGCGACCAACGGAGAUGCCUUUUGUGUGACCUUGCAAACCACCAUCCGAUGUCCAGGACAGCUCUACAGUCACCAUGUCGCAGGAUUCAAUCGAGAUGACGCCGUUUGGGACUAGAGUCCCGCGGCAGUAUGUGCAGGAGAUCCAGCCUAACAGUGGGCUGAAGCAGAGAGACGGUGGCUCCAACGGGAUGAUCGGAUCGGCGAGCAAUACAGGUGCAAGAUAUCAGAUGGAGAGGAAGUUCGGGUCGCUUUCCAUCUUGGCCCUGUCGAUCACAUUGCUGGCUUCUUGGGAGUCUAUCGCGAGCGGAUUCAGCGAAGGGUUGACCAACGGGGGACCAGCCGCUCUGGUCUGGGGGAUGCUGUUGUCAAUUUCCGGAACGAUGGCCUUGGCUAUGUCGUUGGGUGAACUGGCAUCGAUAUGCCCGCUCGCAGGAGCCCAAUACCACUGGACUGCACUGCUGGCGCCGCCGAAGAUCAGGGCGUUCUGCACCUGGAUGCAAGGCUGGAUCACCGUCUUUGCCUGGCAGGCUGCCGGCACUAGCAUUUGUUUCCUCGUCGCAACGCAGAUCCAAGGCCUCAUGAUUCUAAACUACCCCGAUUAUGUCUAUGAGCGAUGGCACGGAACCUUGCUGAUGUGGGCGGUGAUGCUCGUUUCGCUCGCAAUCAACAUCUUCGCCGUCAGAAGCCUACCGCUACUGCAGCUGUGCGGGGGAAUUAUGCAUAUUGCAUUUUUCAUCGUCCUGGUCGUUCCGUUGGUUUUGCUGUCGCCACGGAGUACGUCCAAGUUUGUGUUCACCCAGCUGUUGAACGAGAACGGAUGGAAGAGCAAUGGCGUCGCCUGGUGUCUGGGGAUGUUGACUGUCACGUACUCUCUGACUGGAUUCGACGGAGCGCUUCACAUGAGUGAGGAAGUCCGUAACCCAGCCAAAGUCAUCCCACGGAUUCUCAUUCAAACCAUUGCCAUCAACGGGACUUUGGCAUUUGCCUUUAUUCUUGUCCUCUUAUAUUGCAUCGGAGACGUCGACACCGUCAUGUCUACGCCAACAGGGUACCCGAUCAUUGCCAUAUUGUACCAGACCACCGGGUCGGUGAGGGCGGCUACCGCCAUGCAAGCCGCAAUCACUUCCGUCGGCUUUGUCUCCAACAUUGCAUUCCUUGCUUCUGUCUCUCGACUCACCUGGGCCUUUGCUCGUGAUGGUGGUCUUCCUUAUUCCAAAUUCUUCGCCAAGGUCGACGGGAAAUACCACAUCCCCUUCCGCUCCAUUUGCCUCGUCAGUGUUAUCACCAUGGUUCUUUCCCUGAUCAAUAUCGCCUCCACUACUGCUCUCGAAGCCAUCCUGGCGCUGACCACUAGCUCCAUCUAUGUUUCAUACACUAUUCCUGUGGUCCUCAUGCUUCGCAAACGCCUUCUACACGAGCCAAUCACUUUCGGCCCCUGGACAAUGGGCCGAUGGGGGUUGGCCGUCAAUCUUUACGCCAUUGUCUACGCAAUCUUUGUGUGUAUAUUUGUCAUCUUCCCGACGGAGGUCCCUGUGUCUGCGACGAAUAUGAAUUACUCGGGCCCCGUGUUUUUGGGAGUCCUGCUGUUUUUGAUCUGCGACUGGCUCGUGCGAGGAAGAGGAAGGUAUAUUGGGCCCCUGAAGGAACUGAUACAGCAAGCAGCUCAAACGGACAGGUAGAUAUGUCGAUUUCAUGUAUUUAUUACCUUCAAACUUCUUGUAACAAAAGAAACCCUUUUUUUAUGGAAUUCCCCGCCAGUCGAAUCACGGGGCGGUGUCUUUCUGCCACCGUUGCCCACCACACGUGACCUUUUUUUUUUCCUGCAGCUGGCGCCUAGAAUGGUUCGUCCCGCCUUGUAUAGCCGCCUUUUUUUCUUUUCUCCCCCCCCUCCCUGGCUUAAAACCAGGAGGGCAAUCGUCGAAUUUAUUGUCGCCACACUCCUUAUAUUACUGCAAAGAUGAAGUACGUUUUGGUUUCUGGAGGUGUCAUCUCCGGUGUUGGGAAGGGCAUUAUUGCCAGCAGCUGCGGUUUGCUGCUGAAAACUGCAGGCCUGGCCG
Molecule: messenger RNA, 2360 nt
Organism: Penicilliopsis zonata CBS 506.65
Lineage: Eukaryota; Fungi; Ascomycota; Eurotiomycetes; Eurotiales; Aspergillaceae
Exons: 6
Coding region: 378-1982 (534 amino acids)
Biological process (GO): transmembrane transport
Cellular component (GO): membrane
Molecular function (GO): transmembrane transporter activity
Source: RefSeq, a predicted model, not a curated record